Messenger RNA from Halichondria panicea, 2582 nucleotides. Its product is annotated as mutS protein homolog 5-like. Gene Ontology annotation, molecular function: mismatched DNA binding; ATP binding; ATP-dependent DNA damage sensor activity. The transcript has 23 exons. Gene Ontology annotation, biological process: chiasma assembly; mismatch repair. The record is from RefSeq and is a predicted model, not a curated record. NCBI's taxonomy places the organism in Eukaryota, Metazoa, Porifera, Demospongiae, Suberitida, Halichondriidae. Bases 10 to 2523 code for a protein of 837 amino acids. Gene Ontology annotation, cellular component: nucleus.
AGCGGCACCAUGGAUACCAGUGCCAGUGGUGAGGGCUCCAGCUCUCACCCUAGCAUUGAGAUGACAUCAGCUGACAUAGUACACCAGAGAACCAGGGACGUGGGAGACGACUACCUCGAGAUAUCUGAGACACCUCAGAUAGUGCUGUGUGCUGCGUACACUGGUGGCUGGAUUGGCUUGUCCUACUACACAGUGGAGACUGGCCAGCUGCAUCUAAUGAAUGAUCAGAAAGAGGCUGAUGAUUUCGCACUCUUCAAGAGAGUGCUGAUCCAGGUGGAGCCAUCAGUGAUUGUCCUGAGCUCAAAGGCAGACAAAGCCAUGGUGUCAGUGUCCAAGGACUACGCUGAGAGUGGUGAGGAAGACAACACACCAGCUCAGACCUGCAGUGUUGAAGUGGUACCUUCAGCAGACUUUAAGUAUGACCAGUGCAAACGACGCCUCCUCUUCCUUGACCUUCCUGGUGUGGACAAAGAGGCGAGUGAACAUCAGAAGCUCCUCCAAAUAUCCGGACUCAUUGACCUCCGUGCUGAGCUGAUGGUCCGCAGUGCUGGAGUACUGCUCAAGUUUGUAGAGAAGAGGAGACUGGGUAUAGAGCUGGAGGAGUGCACUGCCAGAGUACCACUACUAGCAGUCAAGAACUUCUCUCUGGAUAGUUUGAUGUUGAUGGACGAGGCAUCAUUCUGUGGUUUGCAGGUGUUCCGGAAGGAGGCUCACCCGUCAGUCUACAAGGCAGGAGGGGGUGGGGCAAAGGAGGGACUGUCCCUUUUCGGAAUUGCCAACAAAACAAAAUCUUCUCUCGGCUACAAAAUGCUCAAGAUGUGGUUCCUUCGUCCGCUGAAUGACAAACAGACGCUGACCAAUCGACUGGAUGCCAUCAGUUUCCUGUCGUCCCCUCGUAAUGAAGAGGUGGCGACCACUCUGCACAGCUGCAUCAAGCAGAUCAAGAACAUACCACGUAUCUUGGUUCGGAUGAGUAAUGCAGUGGCCACCAUUAGCGACUGGAAGGCCCUCUACAAGACUGUGUACAACGGUAUCUUCAUUGGAGAUCUCUGUAGAAGUCUCCCCUCCAACAUCAGCGUCUUCAAGAGAACGAGUGAGUGUUUGUGUGAGAGCAUUCAGCGAGUGGCAGCACUCAUUGAUAAAGUGAUUGAUUUUGAUGAAUCUGACGUUAAUUCUCGAUUCUGUGUCAAGUCUAAUAUUGACAGUGAACUGGAUUCAAAACGGGAACUGUUGUAUGGCCUCCCUGACCUCCUCACGAGAGCGGCUGAGGCUGAACUAGAGAGCUUCCCUCCAGAGAGUGGGAUAUCUCACUGCAGCAUUGUCUAUGUGGCCCAGCUUGGUUACCUGCUGUCCCUCCCACCAGCUGAGGCUGACAAGGUUAAGGACAGUGUAGAGGCUCUGGGACUACAGUUUGUGUUUUCUAACGAUCAAGGAAUCCACUACAAAACAGAUCGGACCAAAGAGUUGGAGUCCCAGUUAGGUGACACGAUGUACGAGGCUCUGGACAGGGAGAGUGAGAUCAUCCAUCGUCUGCAAGAAGUCGUAUUGGAACAAUCCUCAGAACUUGUGGCCGUCAUGGACGUGGCGGCCGAGCUAGACUGUCUCCUCUCACUGUCUGUGUUUGCUAAAGAGCACAAUCUGCUGCGGCCUGAACUGACCAGUGACAAUGUCAUCUAUAUCAAGGGAGGAAGGCAUCCUCUACAGGAACUGUGUACUAGUCCCUUUGUACCCAAUGACUCUAGCUUUGACAUGAACCAAGGCAGAGUGAAGCUGCUUACUGGUCCCAAUGCAAGUGGAAAGAGUGUCUACCUAAAACAAGUUGGUCUGAUAGUAUUCAUGGCUCACAUUGGCAGCUUUGUGCCGGCCGAGUAUGCCAAGAUUGGACUACUGGACGGACUGUUCACUCGAGUGAGGACAAGGGAGUCGGUCUCACUAGCUCUGUCUACAUUCAUGAUAGAUAUGAACCAGGUAUCAAUGGCACUGAAACUAAGUACAGAAAAAUCGCUGGUCAUUUUGGACGAAUUUGGGAAAGGCACGGCCACAGUGGAUGGUCUGAGUCUGUUGGUGUCCUCACUGCGUCAGUGGCUGAGUAGAGAGGACCACUGCCCCAACAUCAUAGUCUCCACUCACUUCCAUAGCAUCAUUCAACAAAAGCUGCUACCAGACUCAACCCUCAUCGAAUAUCUGACAAUGGACACGCUGCAUGAUAAUGAUGAUCUGGUGUUUCUCUAUAAGCUCAUACGAGGUGUGACCUGCUCUAGCUACGCCUGCAAGGUUGCCGCGGCGAUGGGUAUAGAACGGAGUAUAAUUGAUCGAGGGUCAGAGGUCACUGAGCUCAUCAGUCAGAACAAGCCAGUGACUAGGAGGGACUCUCCCGCCAUGGAGCACGCUCACACACAGUGUUCUGCACUUGUGGCAAAGUUUCUGCAACUGAAUCUAGCGACUGAUGACAUGCAAGCCUUCCUGAAAGCAGUGCUAGCUCUAGCAGAUAGACAAACAGUUGCUACUCAUCACAAUUCAUGAUAGCUCAGUGUUAUAUGAAGUUAUAUGAAAGUGUACCGCAUUGUUGUCAAUGUUUGCGC